Myotis lucifugus (little brown bat) is the source of this 5304-nucleotide messenger RNA. It is a transcript of the gene PLXNB3, whose product is annotated as plexin B3. Gene Ontology annotation, biological process: regulation of cell shape; regulation of GTPase activity; semaphorin-plexin signaling pathway involved in axon guidance. Gene Ontology annotation, molecular function: semaphorin receptor activity; protein binding. NCBI's taxonomy places the organism in Eukaryota, Metazoa, Chordata, Mammalia, Chiroptera, Vespertilionidae. The record is from RefSeq and is a predicted model, not a curated record. Gene Ontology annotation, cellular component: semaphorin receptor complex.
GCCCUGGGGCAGUUGAAGCGACGUGAUGUGCUUCCCGCUGAUGCUCCCCUUCUCAACGGCCCCGGUGAUGGCUCCCUGGUCUCCCUUCGGCCCCCACCUCCUGCUCGUGCUGUUGCUGCUGUGCCCACCGCUGCCCCCGACUCAGGCCCAUCGCUUCUCCGCACUCAACACUACCUUCAACCACUUGGCACUGGCACCCGACCGGGGCACAGUCUACGUGGGGGCGGUGAACCGCCUCUUCCAGCUCAGCCCGGAAUUACAGCUUGAGGCUGUGGCUAUCACCGGCCCCAUCUUCGACAGCCCCGACUGCGUGCCUUUCCGUGACCCAGCUGAGUGCCCGCAGGCCCAGCUCACUGAUAACGCCAACCAGCUGCUACUCGUGAGCAGCCGGGCCCAGGAGCUGGUGGCCUGUGGGCAGGUGCGGCAGGGCGUGUGCGAGAAGCGGCGCCUUGAGGACGUGUCCCAGCUUCUGUACCAGGCCGAGGACCCAGGUGAUGGACAGUUUGUGGCCGCCAAUGCCCCAGGAGUGGCCACGGUGGGCCUGGUAGUGCCUGCACCGGGCCGGGACCUCCUGCUGGUGGCCAGAGGCCUGGCGGGCAAGCUGUCAGGAGGGGUACCGCCCCUGACUGUUCGCCAACUGGCUGGGCCGCAGCCCUUCUCCAGCGAGGGCCUGGGCCGCCUCGUGGUGGGAGACUUGUCUGACUACAACAACAGCUACGUGGCGGCCUUUGCCAACGCCCGCUCCGCGUACUUCGUCUUCCGCCGUCGUGGGGCCAGGGCACAGGCCGACUAUCGCUCCUAUGUUGCCCGAGUCUGUCUGGGGGAUGCCAAUCUCUACUCCUACGUGGAGGUGCCCCUCCACUGCCAUGGUCAGGGCCUCAUCCAGGCUGCCUUCCUCGCCCCGGGCACCUUGCUGGGGGCCUUUGCCGCAGGCCCAAAGGGGACACAGGCGGCCCUGUGCGCCUUCCCCCUGGCAGAGCUGGACGGCAGCAUGGAGCAGGCCCGGCGCCUUUGCUACACAGCAGGCGGCCGGGGCCCCAGCGGCACGGAGGAAGCCACCGUGGAGUAUGGCGUCACUUCACGCUGCGUCACCCUGCCCCCUGACUCCCCUGAGUCGUACCCCUGUGGUGACGAGCACACCCCCAGCCCCAUCGCUGGCCGCCAGCCCCUGGAGGCCAGGCCUCUGCUACAGCUCGGGCAGCCCAUCAGCGCCAUCGCAGCCCUCCAGGCAGAUGGGCACAUGGUAGCCUUCCUGGGGGACACCCAGGGCCAGCUGCAUAAGGUCUUUCUCAAUGGCUCCCAAAGCCAGGUGUACCACUCCCAGCAAGUGGGGCCUCCAGGCUCAGCGAUCAGCCCCGACCUGCUUGUGGACAACAGCAGCAGCCACCUCUACGUCCUGACUGCCCAGCAGGUAGACCGGGUACCCGUGGCGGCCUGCCCCCAGCUCCCCGACUGCACCAGCUGCCUCCAGGCCCGGGACCCGCUAUGUGGCUGGUGCAUCCUCCAGGGCAGGUGUACCCGCAAGGGCGAAUGUGCGAGGGCAGCCCAGCCCAACCAGUGGCUGUGGAGCUAUGAGGAGGACAGUCGCUGCCUGCAUGUCCAGAGCUUGCUGCCGGCCCAUCACCCCCGCCAGGAGCAGGGCCAGGUCACCUUGUCUGUCCCCCGGCUGCCCACCCUGGCUAUGGAUGAAUACUUCCAUUGUGCCUUUGGAGACUACGACAGCUUGGCUCAAGUGGAAGGGCCCCACGUGGCCUGUGUCACCCCUCCCCAAGACCAGCUGCCACUUAACCCUCCAGGCACAGACCACAUCACCUUGUCCCUGGCCUUGAUGUUUGAGGAUGUGGCCAUAGCUGUCACCAACUUCUCCUUCUAUGACUGCAGUGCUGUCCAUGCCUUGGAGGUGGCUGCCCCGUGCCGUGCUUGUGUGAGCAGCCUCUGGCGAUGCCACUGGUGCCCCCAGAGCAGCCGCUGUGUGUACGGAGAGCACUGCCCAGAGGGCGAGAGGACCAUCUAUAGCACCCAGGAGGUGGAUGUCCAGAUGCGUGGCCCAGGGGUUUGUCCUCAGGUUGAGGGCCUAGCAAGUCCCCUCCUGGUGCCUGUGGGCUGGGAGAGCCGCUUGGCCCUGCGAGUUCGGAACCUUCAGCAUUUCCGAGGCCUGCCUGCCUCCUACCACUGCUGGCUGGAGCUGCCCGGAGAACUACGGAGGCUGCCAGCCUCCCUGGAAGAGACGACUGGGGAUGCGGGCCUCGUCUACUGCCAGGCCCAGCAGUUCCACCCCCCCAUGGCCCAGCGGGAGCUCCCGGUGCCCAUCUACGUCACCCGGGGCGAGGGCCAGAGGCUGGACAAUGCCCAGCCUCUUCAUGUGACCCUCUACGACUGUGCCGUGGGCCACCCCGACUGCAGCCACUGCCAGGCAGCCAACGGGAGCCUGGGCUGCCUGUGGUGCAGCCACGGCCAGCCUGCCUGUCUCUAUGGGCCACUGUGCCCACCUGGGGCCGUGGAGCUGCUGUGUCCAACACCCACCAUCGACAUGAUCGAGCCCCUGACUGGCCCCCCUGAGGGCGGCUUGGCCCUCACCAUCCUGGGCUCCAACCUGGGCCGGGACUUUGCUGACGUGCAGGACGCCGUGAGUGUGGCCGGCCAGCCCUGCAACCCUGACCCUGCUCUCUACCGCACCUCUGCCCGGAUUGUGUGUGUGACAUCUCCGGCCCCCAAAGGCACCACAGGGCCAAUCCAAGUGGCCAUUAAGAGUCGGCCACCAGGCAUCUCCACCCAACACUUCACCUACCAGGACCCCAUCCUGCUGAGCCUGAGUCCCCAGAGAGGUCCCCAGGCAGGGGGCACCCAGCUCACCAUCCAUGGGCAACACCUCCAGACAGGAGGCAACAUCAGUGCCUUUGUGGGCAGCCAAUCCUGUCCUAUCCAGGAGCCAGUGUGUCCUGAGGCCAUUGUGUGCCACACCAUGCCCCAGGCCGGCCCAGGAGAAGCUGUGGUUCGUGUGGUCUUUGGCCAGGCCCAGCGCACACUGGGAGCCAGCCCUUUCCGCUACACAGCCAACCCCCAGCUCACAGCGGCAGAGCCCAGCGUCAGCUUCCGAGGGGGCGGGCGGCUGAUCCGAGUCAGGGGCCAGGAUCUGGACGUGGUGCGGCGGCCCCUGCUGUCCGUGUGGCUGGAGUCUGCGGCAGAGGCGCAGGCUAUGGCGACCCAGCCCCAGGACCUCAGGAGGGGCUGUGGGGCCCCUGCUGAACCCCCGCAGGCUUGCGUCCAGCUUGAGGGGGGUUUGCUGCAGUGCUCCACCGUCUGCUCCAUCAACUCCUCCAGCCUCCUCCUAUGCCGGAGCCCCGCUGUUCCAGAUGAUGCACGCCUCCAGCGCGUCUUCUUCUCCCUCCACAACGUGCGCGUGGACUUUGCCAACGCCAGUGGGGGCCAGGACUUUCUGUACCAGCCCAACCCCCGGCUGGCCCCCCUCAGCCGCAAAGGGCCUGCCCGCCUCAAGCCAGGCAACGUCCUAGAUGUGGAGGGAAGGAGACCGACACAGAGGGUGACAGGUGGAAAAGCUUUGCGUUGCCUCCGGUGCCGCCUGAGCCCAGGGACAUGGCCCUGCAGCACCGUCUCUAACCCGAGGCCUGCUCCCCGCAGGACGGAGACCAUGGUGGAGAAGCUGCUCACUAACUGGCUGUCCAUCUGUCUCUACUCCUUCCUGAGGGAGGUGGCUGGUGAGCCGCUGUAUAUGCUCCUGCGGGCCAUCCAGUACCAGGUGGAUAAGGGUCCUGUGGACGCCGUGACAGGCAAGGCUAAAAGGACCCUGAAUGACAGUCGCCUGCUUCGGGAGGACAUGGACUUCCGGCCCCUAACAUUGAUGGUGCUGGUGGGCCCUGGGGCCGGUGGGGCCUCAGGGAGCAGCUCAGCGCAGCACGUGCCAGCCCGGGUGCUCGACACAGACACCAUCACGCAGGUCAAGGAGAAGGUGUUGGAGCAAGUCUACAAGGGCACCCCGUUCUCCCAGAGGCCCUCCGUGCACACCCUAGACCUCGAGUGGCGCUCGGGCCUGGCUGGUCACCUAACCCUGUCGGAUGAGGACCUGACCUCAGUGACCCAGAAUCACUGGAAGAGACUCAACACCCUCCAGCACUACAAGGUCCCAGAUGGGGCCACAGUGAGGCUCAUCCCCCAGCUGCACAAUGGAGGCGCCGUCUCCCAGAGCCUGGCCCAGAGCUGCUCCUCCGGGGAGAACACCCCCAUGCUGGAGGACGGCGAGGAAGGUGGGGUCCGCCUCUGGCACCUGGUGAAAGGCACUGAGGAGCCAGAUGGGAACAAGGUUCGGCGCAGCAGCCUGCGGGAGCGGGAGCGGGAGCGGGCACGGGCCAAAGCCAUCCCGGAAAUCUACCUCACCCGCCUGCUCUCCAUGAAGGGCACACUGCAGAAGUUCGUGGAUGACACCUUCCAGGCCAUCCUGAGCGUGAACCGGCCCGUACCCAUCGCUGUCAAGUACCUGUUCGACUUCCUGGAUGAGCUGGCAGAGAAGCAUGGCAUCGAGGACCCAGAGACCCUGCACAUCUGGAAGACUAACAGCCUGCUGCUACGAUUCUGGGUGAACACGCUGAAGAAUCCACAGCUCAUCUUUGACGUACGGGUGUCAGACAAUGUGGAUGCCAUUCUUGCCGUCAUCGCCCAGACCUUCAUCGACUCCUGUACAGUCUCAGAGCACAAAGUGGGCCGGGAUUCCCCGGUGAACAAACUGCUCUACGCCCGGGAGAUCCCUCGCUACAAGCAGAUGGUGGAGAGAUACUACUCUGACAUUCGCCAGAGCUCUCCGGCAAGCUACCAGGAGAUGAAUUCAGCUCUGGCCGAGCUCUCGGGGAACUACACCUCUGCUCCCCACUGUCUGGAAGCCUUGCAGAACCUAUACCACAUCCACAGGUAUUAUGAACAAAUCAUCAAUGCCCUGGAGGGGGACCCUGUGGGCCAGAAGAUGCAGCUGGCCUGCCGCCUGCAGCAGAUCGCUGCCCUGGUGGAGAACAAGGUGACUGACCUGUGAGCUCAGGCCACAGUGGGUGCCUGAGGCCCAUCAGCUUGGAGGGAAGCCAGCAGGACCCACCACCACAGUGCCUUAUGACUCCUGGACCAAGCAGAAGAGGGGCUGCAGAGAGUGGGGGGGGGGGGUCCCUGCAACCUCUCCUCCCCCACCCUUCCUCCCUGCCCCAGGCUUUUUUUCUAAUUUAUAGCAAUCCUUCCCCCGCCUCCUCAUUAUAUUUAUUUGCUUGCUGGAAAGUUGCAUCUGGAAAUAAAGUCUUUUUAGGAAAA